AUGGCGACGGCGCCGGAGCGUCUGUUCGCCCUGGAGCUGCUGGUGGAGCGCGUGCGGCUGGAAGGCCGGGGGCCGCCGGCCCCGCGGGGCUCCCGCCUGGCCGUGGCUUUCCACCCGCCGGAUCUGCCCCGGCUGUCGGUGGCGGCGCCCCCCGCGCCCUGCCCGCGGCCGGGCCUCUUCCCCUUCGGCCGGGGCAAGUCCUGCCUGGUCCGGCUGGGCCCCGCCGCCCUAGUGCGCCUGCUCGGCGGCGCGCCGCUCUGCGCGCUGCUCCUGGCGCCCCCUGCCGGCGCCGCCGCCGCCCCGCGCCUCCUGGGCGCCUGCCGCGUCUCCCUGGCGACGGCCCUCGGCGGCCACCGGGGCCGCUACGCCCUCCGCGACCACGCGGGGGCGCGCGUCGGGGACAUCGCCCUGGCCUUCCGCCUCACCGAGCUGGGCGUCUGCCCGCCGGGCCGCCUCCUCCGGGAAGCCCUCCCCCCGGCCUCCGACCCCCGGGACCAGCCGGCCCGGCCGGUGGACGCGGAGGAGCCCAAGCCGGAGGGAGGCGGCGGGCCCCGCCUGACCGGGGAUGCCCGGCCAGGGGUCGUGCAUCCCCCCCGCGGGAGGACCGGCCGGGAUCCGGAUGGGAUGGAGCAGGAGAUGGAGACCGACACGUUCCGCCCCCCUCCCCUGUUUUACACCCGUGCGGCCGGCGUCGACACCACGCCGACGGCUCGCCACGGCGGGCCCGGGAUGGCGGGAGAGGCCGAAGUCGGCCUUCGAGAAGAAGCGGUUCCGAGGCCCCCGACGCGGAACCAGGCCGGGGCCCCGGGGACCGCCGGCGAGGCGGCGGCGGGGGUCGGACCGCGACCGGCCCCAGGUCUCCGGCCCGACGGGCUCCGCCCCGACGGCCUCCGCCCCGACGGCCUCCGCCGCCUGCCUCUGCUCAGGGAGCUGUUGAGGGAGUUGGCUCUGCUGGACGGCCAACUUGGGGACGGCUCCCCUCGCCCGGCCUGGGUAGUUCAGGACGCGGCCACCGAGGCCCCAGAGUUUCCCGCCCGGCCCGCCGGUCGGCCGGUCCGACGAGGAAGGGAGAGGCCCCCCGGCCUUCCGCCCGAGAGGGAUGGGGGACGGGGCCAGGUGCCCACCGCGUCUCCCCUUCGGGCCGGGGAGGGGCCCGAGGACGGUACCCGUCCCGAGAAAGCUCGUGGCGCCCGGGGAGACGGACCCCCCGGGAAAAAGCCGGUGUUUGGGCUGACGAAAACCCUCAGGCUGCGCCUAGGUCAGGCCAAUCCAGAGGUGUUGCUCCUGCACGAGAGGAGAGAGCAGGCCAAGAAAAAACGGGUGGAGACUCUGAGAGGAAGAAAGUUUGGGUCCCCGGCACCCAGAGGGAAGCCCUUCCGGCCUGCGGAGGACAACUGGGAGCCAGUAGGCUCGUCGGGGCCGAUUGGAAACUCUGACCCGAUUCCCCCUUGGGGGGAGAGGGGUGGGACAUUAGCACCCAGUGAAGGGGAAGCGGACGGCCGCGGCCCUCCGAAAGGAGCGGAAGACCGGAGGAUAGAAGCUCAGACGGGGUCGAGCGGCGAGGGGGCAGAGGUAGCCAACAAAUCCUCCCCGCGGGGCGGUGCAAGCCGGACUCCUGGCGCUGUUCGGUCAGCCCCGGGGACGGACGCGGCGGCCCCACCCCCGGGCGCUUCCCCUCCGGACGCUGGCAUCCAGAGGGACACAAUAGUCCAGGAAGUUGGCGACGGGCCAAGCCAAGUCAAGGACCCGGGCUUCACCGGUCCCAGCCCCGAGGGAAACGGGCCAAGGGAAGCCAGCCCCUCGGAAAGGUAUUCCGAUGACUUCACCAGCUCCUGCUCUUCGGGAGCGCUCUCCAGUGCCGACGCGGGCGGCGGGGAGUCGGGAACCCUCCGUGUCUGUCCGGAACUGGAAGGAGCCAACCCGGAGUCCGCCGACGCGGAGGCCGAUUCCCAAGCCAGCGCCUCCGGGACGCCUGGGAAUACGUGUGGGAACGAGGGGACUUCCGCCCCUCUCCCGCCACUCUCUGCAGCCUCCUGGUCUCCCAGCUCCUCCGGAACGCCUCGGGUGGCGAGCUCUGCGGCCCCAAGCCCGGCCGCAGGGGUUGGGAGAUCCGGCCAGAGUGAUCCGUCGCCGAUCUGGGGCCGGGACGACGGGCGGGCGGCUGCACCGAGGGAGCACCGGAACACCGGAGCAGAGAGCCGUCGAGGCAUGCUAGGGUGUCAAGAGGCCACGCGGUGGGCUAGGGCUUUGGAGACGAGCCAGUCGCUAAGAUCUUCUCUAGUGAGCUCUUAUGUCCCAACAUCCAGCAUGUCUGAGGAGGAGGUCAGCGCCCCGGAUAGCCCCAGCUCCAUUCUCUCUGGAGAAGGGGUGGACAAGCUGGGCUCCCUCAUGCUGUCCAGUCAGUACAAGGACAUCCGGGAACUCGUAAUCGACAAGCUCCCUGGGUAUACGGUGUGAAAAUGCAAAGGUUCCAUUCUCUGCAAGGGGGACAUUUUUUACCACUAGGAGCACCCUCCAUGACUCUUGGGGCAAGUGAUCUGUAAGUCACAUAUAUGUUCUAAUUAUAAAAAUUUGAAAUCCA
Molecule: messenger RNA, 2581 nt
Organism: Ornithorhynchus anatinus (platypus)
Lineage: Eukaryota; Metazoa; Chordata; Mammalia; Monotremata; Ornithorhynchidae
Gene: MAP10
Product: microtubule associated protein 10
Exons: 1
Coding region: 1-2457 (818 amino acids)
Biological process (GO): positive regulation of cytokinesis; cytoplasmic microtubule organization; mitotic spindle midzone assembly
Cellular component (GO): mitotic spindle pole; mitotic spindle midzone; midbody
Molecular function (GO): microtubule binding
Source: RefSeq, a predicted model, not a curated record